AUGGGGUUGUAUCGUGCGGUGUGUGUUCUACUGGUCGUCCUUGCUGCCGUCGAGGCCCUCAACAGAUACAACGUGCGUGGAUGCUACAAAAAGACGAGAGUCUACGAGCACAAACAUCGCCCCCGCAUCUACGAGAGCCCCAACUUUGAUCACGACAAAGUGCCGAUCGCUUGGGAUUGGAGGAACGCUGAUGGUAUCAAUUAUGCUUCAGUGGACCGGAAUCAGCAUAUACCGCAGUACUGUGGAUCCUGCUGGGCUCAUGGCGCCACCUCUGCUCUGGCCGAUCGUAUUAACAUUAAGCGGAAGAACAAGUUCCCUCAGGCUUUCCUCUCCAUUCAGGAGGUAAUCGAUUGUGCCGGUGCUGGAUCUUGUGAGGGUGGAGAGGCCGGGGCUGUCUAUGCCUACGCCAAGAAACACGGAAUUCCCCACGAGACUUGCAACAAUUAUCAGGCUCGCGAUGGAGAGUGCAACCCUUACAAUCGGUGUGGAUCUUGCUGGCCGGGCAAUUGCUUUGCCAUCUCGAACUACACGCUUUACAAGGUGAAGGAAUACGGUGAGGUGAAGGGGCUGAAGGCGAUGAAGGCCGAGAUCUACAAUCAUGGGCCGAUCGCUUGCGGGAUUGCUGCCACCAAAAAGUUUGAGGAUUAUGCGGGAGGCAUCUACAAGGAGGAAACCGACGAGGAAAUCGACCACAUCAUCUCGAUCCACGGCUGGGGCGUUGAUCACGAUUCCGGUGUCCCGUAUUGGAUUGGCCGUAACUCGUGGGGACAACCAUGGGGAGAGCAGGGAUGGUUCCGCAUCGUCACGUCUGAAUACAAGGACGCCGGAAGUCGCUUUAACCUCAGGGUGGAAGAGGACUGCGUUUGGGGAGAUCCGAUCAUCGAUUUCGAC
Molecule: messenger RNA, 891 nt
Organism: Mesorhabditis spiculigera
Lineage: Eukaryota; Metazoa; Nematoda; Chromadorea; Rhabditida; Rhabditidae
Source: the annotation of a GenBank genome assembly